AUGGGAAGCAAGGAAGAAGCUGCGAAAGAGCCAGGGACAAGCAAGUUCGUGACAGCAGGUGGACGAGCAGUUGGGGUGGACUGGCGGCGUCUCAAAGAAGUCGAAGAUUUUUUCAAGUCAUUCGAGACCCAAGCCCAUAGUCUUCCACGCCUUUGUCGAGAUUCUGUUGUCGGCGCAGAUGCUUUGCAGUUUCCUCGUGAGGCAGUUGCCUCAACUGGCUCUAGCAUUGAUGACCAAUACUUCAGCAGCAGCAGCAGCAGCAGCGGUGUCCGUGCCAUUAUAGGUCAGGCAGGGAACGAGCCACUGGGCAAGUUUAUGACAGCUGGCGGACGAGCAGUUUCAGUGGACACCGCAGAUCUGCGAAAGGUCCAGGCUUUGUUUGAUUCAUGCGAAACUGAGGGCAGCAAAGUCUCGUGUGGUGGAGACGGUUCUGUGGACACUGCACCACCCACGAUGUGUUUUGCUGGCAAUGACAUACUCGGACAUUUGCCGCAUCUGCCAAGCUCAGACAUUCGCGACUACCCUGGGCAUGCUGGAGAUGUUUCCGGCACUGAUGACGGAAACGUGCAUCAUGAUGCAUCUGCCAUGCUAUGCCAAGCAAUGAGCGAACCAGUGGGCAAGUUCGUGACAGCUGGCGGACGAGCAGUUUCAGUGGAUACUGGACACGUCAGCAAAGUGCAGCAGUUGUUUCAAUCAUCCGAGGCUGAAGCUAUCAAUCUUCUGUCAUGCGUGCAAGAUGAUCAGGUGGCCGCGCAAGAACCGGCGUUGCAGCUGCCUCGUGCCGAAGAUCAGGCAUGCCAAACUCCGGAUUGCCAUGAUCUGCUCCAGAUGUUGAACCCACCGAGUCUGACACACUCUGAGAACAGGCCCGUCAUUGGCCCUGCAGAAAACGACUCGGCAACUCAUGGCCAAGAUGGCCAGCAUGAUGUGUUUGCCAUGAUAGAUGUUGCAGCGUGCGAAUCAGUGGACAAGCUUAUGACAAACGAAGAAGGAGUGGUUUCAGCGACUGGACUACAUGAAUUACAGGCUUCGUUUGAGCCAUGUGAGCCCAGAGCCAGCAAGCUGCGGUCGCGCAGUCGAGUCGACUCGACUGGCCGUGAUCAUCUACUGCGGCAUCAGCCAAGCCCAGACAUUCGCGACUACCCUGGGCAUGCUGGAGAUGUUUCCGGCGCUGAUGACGGAAACGUGCAUCAUGAUGCAUCUGCCAUGCUAUGCCAAGCAAUGAGCGAACCAGUGGGCAAGUUCAUGACAGCUGGCGGACGAGCAGUUUCAGUGGAUACUGGACACGUCAGCAAAGUGCAGCAGUUGUUUCAAUCAUCCGAGGCUGAAGCUAUCAAUCUUCUAUCAUGCGUGCAAGAUGAUCAGGUGGCCGCGCAAGAACCGGCGUUGCAGCUGCCUCGUGCCGAAGAUCAGGCAUGCCAAACUCCGGAUUGCCAUGAUCUGCUCCAGAUGUUGAACCCACCGAGUCUGACACACUCGGAGAACAGGCCCGUCAUUGGCCCUGCAGAAAACGACUCGGCAACUCAUGGCCAAGAUGGCCAGCAUGAUGUGUUUGCCAUGAUAGAUGUUGCAGCGUGCGAAUCAGUGGACAAGCUUAUGACAAACGAAGAAGGAGUGGUUUCAGCGACUGGACUACAUGAAUUACAGGCUUCGUUUGAGCCAUGUGAGCCCAGAGCCAGCAAGCUGCGGUCGCGCAGUCGAGUCGACUCGACUGGCCGUGAUCAUCUACUGCGGCAUCAGCCAAGCCCAGACAUUCGCGACUACCCUGGGCAUGCUGGAGAUGUUUCCGGCGCUGAUGACGGAAACGUGCAUCAUGAUGCAUCUGCCAUGCUAUGCCAAGCAAUGAGCGAACCAGUGGGCAAGUUCAUGACAGCUGGCGGACGAGCAGUUUCAGUGGAUACUGGACACGUCAGCAAAGUGCAGCAGUUGUUGCAAUCAUCCGAGGCUGAAGCUAUCAAUCUUCUGUCAUGCGUUCAAGAUGAUCAGGUGGCCACGCAAGAACAAGUUUUGCAGCUGCCUCUUGUUGGGACGAUGAAGCCUCCUCUGCCUAGAGCGGCUCCACAAAGCUGUGACCAAGCAGUUGUUAGAAAGGCCACAGCCUUUUCACGAGCCUUGUCAGAAUGCAGCCAGAACCUUGUAAGCGUCGAUCGAGAUCUGGCACACGGCCUCGCUGGAAAGCUGCAGCCUACAAGCAUUCUCAGAGAACGGGCGGGGGCUCAGGACCAGCCGGCCUGCCCUACUGUCCUUCGGGUAGCAGAAGAUGCAGGUCAUCUCUUCAGCGAGGUUGACGGGCACUCUGGCAUGGGCAGCAGUUUGGGCAAACGUCUCUUGGCAAGCGAUGUGCUGGCCUCUCACCGGGAAGAUCUUGAAGAUAGUUUGCCAGUGAUCGACAUCUCUUUGAUUGAUUGGAUGGCCGGCAAGGCUCCUCCCUCCAUUGUUCAGGGUUUCGUGGAGGAAUGUCGUGCAGAAUCCAUUGAGAUCUCAUCCAGGUAUGAGGACAGGUGGUUGCGGAAUCAUCUGGCACAGUUGGCACUCCUGUCACUACGAUCCAUGGAUGCCGUUUCGAGAGACGCUAAGUCGAUGUGCAAGCGUCUAGGAAAGCGAGCCCGGGCAGAGAUUGCUGGGAGAAGGUCCGCAAUUUUCCAGAUUUGCGCGGGACUGGCCCCAGCCGAUCAGCACAUGGUGUUGAUGUGCACGGCAACUAUGGAAGAGGGACCAAAGACAGGCAGAAAGAGAAAGUCGCAACGCCUGGCCUAUUCACACGACACCUGGAUCGAGCUGAGCGACGGCUGGUAUUGCAUCAAGGCCAGCUUGGACGCAGAUUUGCACGAUCGCGUCCGCCGCCGUCAGCUUCGCCCAGGAAGGUUGCUCCACGUUUGCAUGGCUAGUGCCUUGGACUUCCCCAUUGAUGGCAGUGACCCGUUACAACUACCAGAGACUACCAGGCUCCAUUUGCGAGAAUGUGGCUGCCGCCCGGCCUCCGCUAAAACUAGCCUUGGUUUCCAGCGCGGAUGGUUUCCGCCAGCCAAGAUCAACCAGCUUCACAGAGGACCGGUGCUGAUUCCCAGCUUGGAUGUCGUUGUGCUACGAAUACUACCGCCAGUGGUACGCCACUGGAGAAAGGUGCAUGAAGACAGCUCUUCGUAUUGUCUUGAAGAGAGAGGCAUCUCGCAAGAGCAGCGUCUUUGGGAGGAGGAUGUACAGCACAUCGAAAGCAACAAGGUGCCGGAGAUGGACCCUGGCAAGUUGCAAGUCCAGGUCGUUGUAAUAGACGCGCAAGCGCUUUCUCAAGCACAUCCUGGCCGUGCUUGGUGGACUUUCGUGGCCUUGCUGGCUAUACCCGGGACACAAUUCAUACAACAGGACCUGCUCAAGCCCUUGGACCGCCUUCGCAUCAGCAGCCUCAGGAAGCCCGCGUGCGACACAGCACUUGGUCCUGCUCGAAUCUUCUGCAACAGGAACGCCCGGUUGCAGCACCAGCAUGGUGCGGAAUGUGCCACCAUUGGCCCGUUGCUGCGGUCCCCGUUCGGCAGAGGUCCACCACUUUUUGCAAGUCCUCAAGUGGCGCCAGCUGACCACUUCAGGGGCUUCUUGUGCGACUUGAUUGGUGUGGCGCUUCAGGCAUCGAAGCCGCGCAGAACCACCAGUGGACGCCAGACCUGUACCUUGUACCUCCUCACACCUUCGCUGAGCAUUUGUCAGAUCUUUGUGCAGCAGCCCUCCAGCAAGUUCGAUGUGAAGCACGCACCUCGCCUCAUGGACAUCCAAAGAUCGUGGAAUGAGCUUGCCGAAGCGGCCUCUGCUGCUGCACAUAAAGCAAGGUUCCCAACACCUCUGGCCGUACAGAACGUGGCUUUUGAGCAGUCUCCGAGCAGCGAUGUCGCAUAUUUCAGCAGCAAGGCACUUCAAAUCCUCGUUUCAUCUUCGCCACGCGAUGUGCAGCUGCGGCACAUCCUGGACUUGUGCUUCGUGUCUCCAGCGGAUUUUCUGAGAGCACGCAGCCGUUGCCAAGCAAAUCUGGCCUAG
This is a messenger RNA of Symbiodinium sp. CCMP2592, 4026 nucleotides long. The record is from the annotation of a GenBank genome assembly. Lineage: Eukaryota; Dinophyceae; Suessiales; Symbiodiniaceae.